Molecule: messenger RNA, 1239 nt
Organism: Penicillium verhagenii
Lineage: Eukaryota; Fungi; Ascomycota; Eurotiomycetes; Eurotiales; Aspergillaceae
Product: TVP38/TMEM64 family protein
Exons: 3
Coding region: 1-1239 (412 amino acids)
Biological process (GO): vesicle-mediated transport; mitotic spindle elongation
Cellular component (GO): Golgi membrane
Source: RefSeq, a predicted model, not a curated record
AUGCCGGCGGACUAUGAGUCCACAGCACGGGCAUUGGCCCUUUCGCCAUCUUCCGAACUACACACGGCUUCCGCUAGCGACGAUGAACAACCACUCUGGAGCCGGGCGGGCAGGCGGGAUUCUGCUCGGCCCGAAUCAGGCAACCUCCGCGACAGAAUCAUGAAUAAAGGCAAGGCCCUCUAUCACCAAGCAACAGAACGCUGGAAUCGAAUGACAUUUUGGCAAAAGAUCGGCUUUUAUGUUGCAUCGAUCUUCGCUGCGGCUUUGGGCAUCGGUUUCUUGGUUUUGACCAGCAAGGUGUUCAUCUGGCUUGGCCCGGUCGCAGAAAGAUGGGAGAAGUCUCCGCUCGUCGCCUUUGUGCUCUGGCUAUGUGUUUUUUUCGUCUCGUUUCCGCCAUUGUUGGGUUGGUCGACUUUUGGCACUGUGGCGGGAUUCAUCUUCGGCGUUUGGAAAGGAUGGUUGAUCUACGCCACAGCCACCAUUCUCGGGUCUACCGCCUCGUUCUAUGUAUCCCGCACGGUACUAUCGAAAUUUGUGGCUCGUCUGAUGGAACAUGAUAAACGGUUUGCGGCGCUGGCCUUGACUCUGAAAUAUGACGGGCUAAAGCUGCUCUGUAUGAUCCGCCUGUGUCCCCUGCCCUAUUCCAUUUGCAACGGCGCCAUUUCAACGUUUCCGACCGUCCAACCUUUAAUGUAUGGACUGGCCACGGCCAUCAUCUCGCCCAAAUUGUUGAUCCCGGCCUUUGUCGGCAGUCGGGUGCGCCUUCUGACCGAAAAGGGCGAAGAAAUGAGCGCCGGGGCCAAGGCAGUUAACAUCAUCAGCAUCAUCGCUACAGUUACCAUUGGCGGCGGCACCGCUUACUACAUCUACAAUAGAACCCUGGCUCGUGCGAAAGAACUCGAGGCAAAGGAACGUGACGACAUUAGAAACUCCUUGCAAGCUGAUCAUGCUGCCAACCGCCCACAUGGCCGAUUCGCGGAUGAUGAUGACGCCAAUGCCGCGGCUAAUGAACUCGCCCGGGACGAGGAGGAACGGAUCGGUUUCAACGAUUUCGACGAUGACAACGUCGAUCUUGACCUGGCCCUGGGUGACAGUGACAGUGAGACAGACAAACGCCGGUGGAAGAAAUCGAAUAGGCGAUCAUACCAUGAUGAGUUUACGGACAAUGAUUCUGACGAGUACACCGGCGAUGGAGACGAGGCUUUCGGUCUACACUCUCAUGUCCAACGUGAUUCCUAG